Funneliformis mosseae is the source of this 157-nucleotide messenger RNA. NCBI's taxonomy places the organism in Eukaryota, Fungi, Glomeromycota, Glomeromycetes, Glomerales, Glomeraceae. The record is from the annotation of a GenBank genome assembly.
CAUCAGAAGAAAUCUGUAACGGAAAAGUUUAUGCAUCAACUGAUAUGGGAUGUGACAAGAUCUCAGAUGAUGGGUGGAAUUAACCUUAAACAAAAGUACAAGGGAUUAAUAAAUCUGGCAACUUAUAAAAAUGCUCGACUCAAAAAUUCUGCUCAUG